GGAUUUUUUUUUUUAAUUUAGAUGGCCUCAGCUCAGGUAGAUGUGGUUCGAGUCAAAACUAUUCCGAUAUUGGGCAAAUUUUUAAGGAUGGAUCAAGAAAAUGGCGCCACCUCAAUGGAAUGCGGCGGUGAGGUCAACACUGUCACGGUGAAAGUGACUACGAGUGAUACUACAGUCAUAGGCAACAAGUUGCGGUGCCGGUAUCUACUACGGUGACACAGAAAUCAUUAAAUUGAACGUUGAAUAUUGGGUUACGAUUUCAAGCGGCUGAAUGUAACUCUCGUCAUGAUUCCAAGAAGCACGCGUUCUCUGUACAACGAAAUUACUCUGAUUUAUCACGUUCAGAGACCCACAAAAUGAGGGGGGGAAUCCUCCAGAACACGAACAAAGGUUCAGAGGCAUGUCAUGAAAGACAUCGGAUUUAGCCGCAGGUGUCCAUCACAGAAUCAUGUUGUUCUCGAUCUUGUGUCGGACCUAUUUGCACAUGAUGCACGAGUAAUACCCAUCCGUUCGUAACCUAUCUGCAAAAAUUAUUGGAAAAACGGAGCAGAAGAUGAGUCUUCAUUUCUUCAGAAUUAGAAGGAAUGCCAUUCACAAUCUCUAUGGUUUUCUGGAACAACUUUGAAACCUCUCAGAGAGUGCACCCAAAGUGAGAAAAGUUUUCCGUCGUGGGAGGCAAUAUUUGCUGCACUUGGUCCACAGAUUUCGCAGCGGGUGCGAUAUUUGGCAGCUUGAUUGCGCGAUCUGCUUCCAAGUUAGCAGAUACUUCACUGAUCCAGCUGACGUUCAACUUUCAGAACUGGGAUCGCGUUACUGUCAGCAUCAUGUUCACCAAGGUUUAUUCACGUCGGGAGCACUUUAUGGGAUUUUCCCCCUCCCAGAAAAGCUUGGAGUCAGAACAAUAUCAUAUUCUAGUAUUAUGAACCAUUUUCUGCGCCAAAGAUCAAACUUACAGAGAUGUUUAUAAAGACCAUGUCGGUCCUUCUCUCUUGCGCUUUGUCGACACGCAUUUUGCAAGUAAUGAUGCCUUUUUUUAUAUGCGGAUUUUCAAUAAUGCAAAACAUAAUGGUACGUAUCGCGCUAAAAGUCUUGCUUUCGUGCGAAAACACGGACGUUGAACGUCGGGCUAUUCAUCGUGGCGCACGUCAAAGUUGCUAAAUAUGACAAAAGCCGUUGGCCAAAUUACCCUUUGUCAGCUUAGAGAAGCCAACAUCGCAACAGCUAUCUAUGUCAAAGGCGUUCUAAAACGCAAGGAAUUGGAGUUAUUCUUCUGUCAAAAUCCGAGGCAGCUUUUCACAAGACAUGAGCGAACACUUCGCGGCCUCAUCUAUGGGGAUUAAUACAUGAUACGCAUGUUCAAUUCAUUUCCCACAGUUGUGUCGCAGCUGUCCAAAGUCACCAAUGGUCUCGUGUGGUUCGCGGAUGAACAAAUCGGAAAUUGAACAUCCAUAUCCAAUUCAUACAUUGUUUUCUAGGUAUACAGCCAAGAGUGUGACAGAAAAGCUUGCCCAAGCUGCUACGCUGCUUUCCAUUCUAACUCUCCUCCCAAACUGCUAUUGCCUCUCAGAAACCUAUCAUUUCGGUCCAUACAAGUAAAUGGAUACUGCAUUGAAGCGUGUCUGCGAAUUCAAAGGGCACACGUCUCGGUAAUAAAGUUGUUAAGGGACAUACCGAGGGUCCAACAUCUGCUCCGUGGGUUUCACCUUUUCGUAGCCUCAUUGUUCUCAAAGUUUAAAUUUGAGUUUCAGGCUGUGGCUGAGAAAACUUGUUGAAGUAACAAAUUUGAAAUCAAAUUGAGAAUCUCUAGACGGCAUGUCUCCGUGUGCCCAAUGAAGAGGAGUCUUGUCUCCAACUAUCCAUUGCAAUGCGUAUCUGCUUAUAAAUGCUCAGUUCAUCGCGCCAAUCACCGCUCACUUCUCGGCCUCGGACUAAACCUUCGGAGGACAGAUUAUGGUGGCAUCUUGAACAUUUCGCCGAGAGUUUUAAGCCGCUUAUGAAUACUUGCAAAACUUGGCACGAAGAAUCCAGUAGGCUAUGAAUUAGUUACUUGAAAGAAAGUAAAAGAUUAAAACGUUCGUCUUGUUUAUUUAGGAGCAACAGAAUAAAGGCAAAACAUUUCAAGUCUACUUGCUUUUCCAUUCCUUUUUUUUUCUUUGAAAAAAAGUAGUCAGUGAGAGUAGUCAUCGUGAAUUCUUGUGAGAAGAAACGACAUGACUAAAUCGGCCUUCAUUCUAGGCGCUGGACCUCGUGUUGGCACUUCAGUUGCAAAUUCCUUGACAAAAUCAGGCUAUAAAGUUGCUAUCGGCCGACGAAGUGCCUCUGAGACUAGUGAUGGCACGUCGAUCAAAGUCGACCUCUCUUCAACAUCAUCAAUCACUUCCGCCUUCAAAGAAGUACAGUCUAUGAUCGGAGUACCAAGCGUGGUAAUCUACAACGCAGCAUCAUUCUCAAAACGUGGCCCGGUCGAUGAUCCAUACUCACCGGAUGUUGAAUACCUCAAAAAAGACACAGAGAUCAAUGUCUUUGGAGUCUAUCAAGCACUACAAGAGACCACUAAGAAUUGGAAGACGAUUACUGAUGACAUUCCUAAAGUCUUCAUUAUAACCGGAAACAUCCUUCCUUUCAAGCCGAUUCCUGGCUUUGAAUCACUUGGAGUGGGAAAGUCAGCAGCAGCGCAUUUCAUUUGGAGUUCCGUCAUGAACGAGUCCUUCAGGAAGGCUGGAUAUAGAUUUUAUUUUGCGACCCAAGUUACACCCGACGGUGGACCGGUGCUUACAGGUCUGAGUGGCGAGGCACAUGCAAGUACCUACUUGAAGCUCAUUGAGCAGAGAGAACAGGGUGAAUGGGAUGUGAGAUUUAGUGCGUAAAGCAUGUGAAUUAUGCUGGAAAUCCUAGGACACUAUUGGCAAUCUUCAUGACUGUCUUUUCCCCGUCCCUCAACCCUUGCUCUUGGCUAUUCCAUUUCUUUAAUCCCAUGCUCUGAAGUCCUUGCUCACCGCCCCAUUCACUUAGCUGUGCAACCGUGGGUCUAUCAACAUGUCUGCUCUCGCCUUCACCACCACCAAAGUCAGG
Molecule: messenger RNA, 3072 nt
Organism: Verruconis gallopava
Lineage: Eukaryota; Fungi; Ascomycota; Dothideomycetes; Venturiales; Sympoventuriaceae
Exons: 2
Coding region: 2211-2867 (218 amino acids)
Source: RefSeq, a predicted model, not a curated record